Messenger RNA from Molossus molossus (Pallas's mastiff bat), 795 nucleotides. It is a transcript of the gene FANCD2OS, whose product is annotated as FANCD2 opposite strand. The coding region runs from base 171 to 707 and encodes 178 amino acids. The transcript has 2 exons. Lineage: Eukaryota; Metazoa; Chordata; Mammalia; Chiroptera; Molossidae. The record is from RefSeq and is a predicted model, not a curated record.
UCCAGAUCAGAUGCCCCCUAGCAGGGGCGGUCUCGAGACUCCCACCCCCAACCCCCACGGUCCUGGGUCACAAAGGCGGUUGCCAGGCGCCCAGUGGAAAAAAAGAUGCAGCCCAGGAACAGCAGCCGCCACUCUGGAGCUUACGGCAGUGGAGUUCAGCAGAACUAUCAAUGGCAGGAUACCAGCUCUGGUCACCAUGGACCCCACUGGACGAGAGCUUCCAAUGGCUGCGGCACACAACACCUACACCUUCUUCCAAGCACCCCUUUAGGGCAUCCCCCUGCUUCCCACACACCCCUUCUGACCUUGAAGUACAACUGUGCUUUCAAGAGGUCACGCUAGUCCUAGACAGCCCAUUCCUGGAAAAUGGGGUGAGUCCCAAGCUACCCUGCCACACAUCAGAGCUCCGAACCAUAAACAACAAGAAAGGGCUGGUCAGGAAGCCCCAACCUGUUCGCCUCAGUGGAGUGGAUUCGGUCUUUGGCAGAGUCAUCACGGCUCAGCCUCCAAAGUGGACUGGGACCUUCAGAGUUUCAGAUAAGUCAGCCUUUUGCAAAAUCAUCAGCCGGGAGCACCGGUGGUCCACUGGACUUAAGGAACCUCAGAUUCAGAUGACAGUGACCAUGUGCAAACAGAUGCUGCGCUCUAUCCUCUUGCUGUAUGCAACAUACAAGAAGUGUACCUUUGCCUUGCAACACUCCAAGUAAAGGGUCCCCAACUGAUUCCCGUUCCUCACACCACACCCUUUGCUAUGUGCCUGAAGCUUGCAGAAACCUGUCCAUGUAAAGGAAACUG